UUUUGGUUGUCAGGAGCAAUGGUCACUCUUGUGCUAACAUUUAAAGGAAGACAAUCUGCUGCAGCAUUUUCUCUGUCCAAUCACAUUAGGGAAAUGACAGGUCUGUGAUUGGACAGCAAUAGAGAGGUGGAACUAGGGUUGGAGGAGGAGAAAGGUCAGAGGAGCAGGAGAGAGGGCAACAACAAUCGAUAAACAUUUCAGCAAGACUUGUGUAUGUUUUGAAGGUCUUACCUGCUUCUAAUUGUGUUUUAGGACUGUAUAAAUCCUAAACCAAAGCAACAUUUAUAUUUAUUUAUAUUUGUUUUCUGUAAGGUAAAACACACAGGUACCUGUGAAAGACAUUAGUUAGUGGUGCCACUCAUUCUGAAAAGGGAAAUAUUCAAUCAGCGUGUUUUCAACCUCACAUCUUAAUUCUGCUUUUGCCAGUUGUGUGUGACGCCACAUCCUGACAUCAUCCAUGCUGUUUGGAGUGCUGUUUAAAUAUCUCACAUUUGUUAGUGUGUUCUCUGGCUUCUAAAAAUCUGUUGAAAUCUCUGAGGUGUCUUGCAUUACCAAAUGACCACAGAAUAUUUUGCAACAAAUCAAUGGAGAGUUAAGACUGAAUCCUAAGAGGCCUGACUCCAGUCCUUCCAUCAUUCAUUAACCAUAUUACAACUUGAUUUCAUUUCUGUUUCUUUCUGUUUUGAGGUUUUGGUGAAGAUAUUCCUGAAGAAUUGUCCAAGGUUCCCUCUGCAAAAAUGGCCAAGCUGACAGCUGUUCCUCUCAGUGCACUUGUUGAUGAGCCCGUGCACAUCUGGGUCACAGGCCUGGCUCCAUUUCAGGUGGUGUGCCUUCAGGCAUCACUGAAAGAUGAGAAGGGAAACCUGUUUAGUUCUCAGGCCUUCUACAGGGCCAGUGAAGUGGGUGAGGUAGAUCUGGAGCGUGAUUCCUCACUUGGAGGAGACUAUAUGGGGGUCCACCCCAUGGGUCUUUUCUGGUCCUUGAAACCUGAAAAGCUAUUGAGUAGAUUAGUAAAAAGAGAUGUGAUGAAUAGCCCCUAUCAAAUCCACAUAAAACUUUGCCAUCCAUCCUUUCCAAUAAAAGGUGUAGUUGUCAGUCCUCCAUUGGAUAGCUUGAUUCUGGAAAGGUGGUAUGUGGCACCUGGUGUCACGAGGAUUCAGGUAAAGGAAGAUCACAUCCGAGGAGCCCUGUUUCUGCCUCCAGGAGAAGGUCCUUUCCCAGGGGUUAUUGACUUGUUCGGAGGUGCUGGUGGACUGAUUGAGUUCCGGGCCAGCCUCCUGGCAAGUCAUGGCUUUGCCACCUUGGCUCUGGCUUACUGGGGCUAUGAUGACCUGCCCUCUCGACUGGAGAAGGUAGAUCUAGAGUAUUUUGAAGAAGGUGUAGAGUUUCUCCUGAGACAUCCUAAGGUCCUGGGCCCAGGUGUUGGCAUCCUUUCUGUAUGCAUUGGAGCAGAGAUUGGACUUUCUAUGGCUAUUAACCUAAAACAAAUAACAGCCACUGUACUUAUAAAUGGGCCUACUUUUGUUACUAGCAAUCCACAUGUGUAUCGUGGUCAGGUCAACCCGCCUACACCCUGUAAUGAAGAAUUUGUACAAACCAAUGCCUUGGGACUUAUAGAGUUCUAUCGAACCUAUGAGGAAACUGCAGAUAAGGAUAGCAAAUAUUGUCUUCCCAUUGAAAAAGCUCAUGGACAUUUCCUUUUUGUGGUGGGAGAAGAUGAUAAGAAUCUCAACAGCAAAGUGCAUGCUAAUCAAGCCACAGCACAGCUGAUGAAAAAUGGGAAGAAGAAUUGGACUUUGCUGUCUUACCCUGGGGCAGGUCACCUGAUUGAGCCUCCCUACUCCCCAAUGUGCCAAGCCUCAAGGAUGCCCACUGUGAUCCCAAACAUCAACUGGGGAGGAGAGGUUAUCCCACAUGCAGCUGCACAGGAGCAUUCUUGGAAGGAGAUACAGAAAUUUCUCAAGCAGCAUCUCCUUCCAGAUUUGAGCAGUCAGCUCUGAGUGGAUUUGAUUAUAUUACUGGAAAUGGAGCUCGGCAUCUCUUGGUCAGCACCAUUCCUGACUUCCAUAGAGGAAUGUCUUUGAUCUCUUAUCAAAUGAAGAAGGAGAGUACCACAAGAAAAUACAGGAGGAUGGAGAAUGACUUUGGAAGGGGAAAUAUGUUUUCCAUGGAAUGAAAUGUCACACAGUGAGAGCCUUAUAUCUGUAUAAAUAAAAUCUUAGGUCUUUCCUAAAAUGUUCAAAAUCAUAGCAACUUUCUAUAAUGAUAAUUAUCCAGGAAAUUAUACAGUGAUAACCCACAGAAUAGUUGGUUUAUACAAGAAAUAUGAAAAGAAUUAUAUAUUGUCACUUAUAAUUUCUUAAAACAUUAAAUUUUCUCAGAUCA
Messenger RNA from Mastomys coucha (southern multimammate mouse), 2385 nucleotides. RefSeq names its product bile acid-CoA:amino acid N-acyltransferase. NCBI's taxonomy places the organism in Eukaryota, Metazoa, Chordata, Mammalia, Rodentia, Muridae. The transcript has 3 exons. The record is from RefSeq and is a predicted model, not a curated record. Gene Ontology annotation, biological process: fatty acid metabolic process; acyl-CoA metabolic process. Gene Ontology annotation, cellular component: peroxisome. Bases 738 to 2000 code for a protein of 420 amino acids. Gene Ontology annotation, molecular function: fatty acyl-CoA hydrolase activity.